AUGAGGUUCAACGCUGUCAUCGCCGCCACCAUCUUGGCUGCCACCGUUUCUGGUGCUGCCAUCGCCAACCCCGCCCCUCAGGCCGCCGAGGUCGCUGAGAUCGCCCCUGAGACGACUGAGGGUAUUGAAACCACCGGCUCGGCUGACGAUGUCUUCGAAAUCCCCGAGGGUUACUACUACGUCGAGGACGCUUCCGAGGAAGCAAUCGGCAAACGCGAAGCCGAUGCUGAGGCCAAGAAGGGUGACUGGGUCUGGUCUCCUCCCUACCGCCCUAUUGGCCUUCCGGUCGGCAAACGUGAUGCGGAGGCUGAGGCUGGAAAAAGCAAUUGGGUCUGGUCUCCUCCUUACCGCCCGAUCGGCCUGCCUGUGGGCAAGCGUGAUGCUGAGGCCGAAGCUCAGGCCGGAAACUGGGUCUGGUCUCCUCCCUACAGGCCCAUUGGUCUCCCAGUCGGUAAGCGUGACGCUCAGCCCGAUGCUGGAAAGGGAAACUGGGUCUGGAGCCCUCCUUACCGCCCCAUCGGCCUUCCGGUCGGCAAACGUGAUGCUGAAGCUGAGGCUGAGGCUGGAAAGGGUGACUGGGUCUGGAGCCCCCCCUACAGACCCAUCGGCCUUCCGGUCGGCAAACGUGAUGCUGAGGCUGAGGCUGGAAAGGGAAACUGGGUCUGGAGCCCCCCCUACAGACCCAUCGGUCUCCCCGUCGGCAAGCGUGACGCCCAGGAGUAA
This is a messenger RNA of Ascochyta rabiei, 723 nucleotides long. RefSeq lists its product as uncharacterized. The record is from RefSeq and is a predicted model, not a curated record. The transcript has a single exon. NCBI's taxonomy places the organism in Eukaryota, Fungi, Ascomycota, Dothideomycetes, Pleosporales, Didymellaceae. Bases 1 to 723 code for a protein of 240 amino acids.